Messenger RNA from Durio zibethinus, 1737 nucleotides. RefSeq names its product protein ASPARTIC PROTEASE IN GUARD CELL 2-like. Lineage: Eukaryota; Viridiplantae; Streptophyta; Magnoliopsida; Malvales; Malvaceae. Gene Ontology annotation, molecular function: aspartic-type endopeptidase activity. The record is from RefSeq and is a predicted model, not a curated record. Gene Ontology annotation, biological process: proteolysis.
UCCAAAAACAAAACAGAAACCGCUUUAACCUCAAUUAUUGUUCCAAACCCCACAAUUCUUUUUCCUUCUACGCAUCCCUAAGCCAAUGCCCGACUCAAAUAAAUCCCUGCUCAAACCCCCCCCCCCUUCACUUAACAACCUAAAACCCCACCUCCUCAAACCACGAAAACCCUCAACCAUGUUAGUUUCUCCAGCAAUGCCAAUAUUCCUGGUGGCGAUGCUGCAGCUAACUCUAAGUACCGUCGCCGCCACCUGGUACCCUGAUUUUCAACUCUUGAAUGUGAAACAAACUCUCUUCGGGACAAAAACACCUAGGCCUCCCUCAACAUCUGAAUAUCCCCAGCUUUCCGAUGUUAGUGAAAGCGAUCAUCAAGGGAAAUGGAAGCUGAAACUUGUCCAUAGGGACAAGUUAUCUUCCAACACUACUACUACUACUUUUCACGACCAUAGCCACCGUUUUCAUGCACGCAUGCAAAGGGAUGUGAAAAGGGUGGCAAGUCUCCUUCGUCGCCUCUCUGGCGGCGGAGGACAGGAGGGUGACGCUGCUUAUGAGGUGAACGAUUUUGGGUCAGAUGUGGUUUCAGGAAUGGACCAAGGAAGUGGAGAAUACUUUGUGAGAAUAGGCGUUGGUAGCCCACCAAGAAGUCAAUACAUGGUUAUUGAUUCGGGCAGUGAUAUUGUUUGGGUCCAGUGUCAGCCUUGUAACCAAUGUUAUAGACAAUCCGACCCGGUUUUUAAUCCGGCUGAUUCUGCUUCUUACUCUGGCGUCUCUUGUGGCUCUUCUGUUUGUGACCGGAUUGAGAAUUCGGGCUGCCAUGCGGGUCGGUGUCGGUAUGAAGUUAUGUAUGGUGAUGGGUCUUAUACAAAAGGGACCCUGGCGUUUGAAACACUCACUUUUGAUCGAACCGUGGUUAAAAAUGUAGCUAUUGGAUGUGGGCAUAUUAACCAGGGCAUGUUCAUUGGGGCAGCCGGGUUGUUGGGCCUUGGGGGUGGAUCCAUGUCACUAGUGGGUCAAUUGGGUGGUCAAACAGGGGGUGCAUUUAGUUACUGUUUAGUGAGUCGGGGUACAGACUCAUCCGGGUCAUUGGUAUUCGGGCGCGGAGGAAUGCCGGUGGGUGCUGCAUGGGUCCCCUUGCUACGUAACCCACGGGCCCCGAGUUUUUACUAUGUUGGGCUUUCGGGUCUUGGAGUAGGAGGCAUUCGAGUGCCCGUAUCCGAAGACAUUUUUCGGCUUACUGAAUUGGGGUACGGAGGGGUUGUUAUGGACACUGGCACCGCCGUGACAAGGUUCCCAACCUUGGCUUACAACGCCUUUCGCGAUGCUUUCAUCUCCCAAACGGCUAACCUCCCUCGGGCCUCCGGAGUAUCCAUAUUCGAUACAUGCUACAACUUAUGGGGUUUUGUAUCGGUUCGGGUUCCAACAGUAUCAUUUUAUUUCUCAAGGGGGCCAAUCCUGACCCUACCCGCAAGGAACUUUCUUAUUCCUGUUGAUGAUGUGGGAACUUUCUGCUUUGCAUUUGCUUCCUCGGGGUCAGGACUUUCGAUAAUAGGGAACAUCCAGCAAGAGGGGAUCCAAAUUUCCUUUGAUGGAGCCAAUGGGUUCGUGGGGUUUGGCCCCAAUGUUUGCUAAGCCGAUGAUGAUGUAAAGAAAUAGUGAAUUUUGCUAGGUACUUAAACUAUAUAUAUAUAUAUAUAUAUAAAUAUGUCUCAUGUAUUAAUAAUGUCAUGUGCUACUUG